Podarcis muralis (Common wall lizard) is the source of this 6802-nucleotide messenger RNA. It is a transcript of the gene NIPA1, whose product is annotated as NIPA magnesium transporter 1. Gene Ontology annotation, molecular function: magnesium ion transmembrane transporter activity. Gene Ontology annotation, biological process: magnesium ion transport. The record is from RefSeq and is a predicted model, not a curated record. Gene Ontology annotation, cellular component: membrane. NCBI's taxonomy places the organism in Eukaryota, Metazoa, Chordata, Lepidosauria, Squamata, Lacertidae.
CAUGGUGCAACGCCAUGAUGUCAUGGUGCAGAGCCCGGGCCGCUCAGCAACUUGCAGAGGGGGCGCUGAUGCUGGAAACGGACCUCCUUCGUCGUGGUGGUCCCCUCCCGUCCACCUCCGGGGGGCAGAGCCAGGCAGGAGCAACAACCGCUCAGAUUUGGACUGCGGGGCUUUUGGUGCCAGAGGGCGCUGAGCUCUCAGUUGCAGCAGCAGCAGCAACUGGGGGAGGAGCUCCGUAGUUCAGGGCGGAUCCCGCGGAGAGAUCAGCCGCCGGUUUCAGGAACGCGGAGAAGGUGCCGGGUCGGCGAGGCGCUGGACGUCCUCCUCGGGGUUGGCACCACCACCAGCACCGCCGCCCGGACAUGAGGAUGACGGUCGCUGCGGCGGGGGACGGGGGCUCGCCGAAUCCAGGCCCCGCGGCGGUGUCGCUGGGUCUCAGUGUGGCCGUGGUCUCCAGCCUGGUGAAUGGAUCCACGUUUGUGCUGCAAAAGAAAGGGAUCGUGCGCGCUAGAGGACGAGGAACUUCAUAUCUAACAGACAUAGUCUGGUGGUCAGGCACCAUUGCAAUGGCCCUUGGCCAAAUCGGGAAUUUCUUAGCCUACACUGCAGUUCCUACUGUUCUGGUGACUCCUCUUGGAGCGCUUGGGGUUCCAUUUGGAUCCAUUUUAGCUUCCUACUUACUGAAAGAAAAACUCAACAUUCUUGGCAAGCUGGGUUGUCUGCUGAGCUGUGCAGGUUCUGUUGUUCUCAUAAUCCAUUCUCCGAAGUCUGAAAGUGUCACCACACAGGCCGAGCUUGAAGAGAAGCUCACAAAUCCAGUGUUCGUGGGUUACCUCUGCAUUGUCCUUCUCAUGCUCCUCCUGCUUAUCUUUUGGAUUGCACCUGCUCACGGACCCACCAAUAUUAUGGUUUACAUCAGCAUUUGCUCAUUGCUAGGAAGCUUCACCGUGCCCAGUACAAAAGGCAUUGGACUAGCUGCUCAAGAUAUCUUUCACAAUAACCCAUCGAGCCAAAGAGCAUUGUACCUCUGUUUGGUCCUGCUGGCAGUAUUAGGAUGUAGCAUCAUAAUUCAGUUCAGGUACAUCAAUAAGGCUCUGGAAUGUUUCGACUCCUCGGUGUUUGGUGCCAUCUACUAUGUAGUGUUCACCACUCUGGUCUUGCUGGCCUCAGCCAUCCUUUUCAGAGAGUGGAGUAAUGUUGGAGUAGUGGAUUUCUUGGGGAUGGCUUGUGGAUUCACCACUGUAUCUAUUGGAAUUGUUCUCAUACAAGUCUUCAAGGAGUUCAAUUUCAGUAUUGGGGAUUUAAAUAAGCCCAAUACGAAGACUGAUUAAUACCAUGAUAUCAAAAGGGACUGGAUGACCCAGAAAAUAAUAAAAGCCUUUCCACUUCUAGGCUAUGGGAAUGACAGAGACUUUGAUUUCUAAGCCCAGAGAACAACAGAGCCUUUCAUUCCUUGUUGGAAUAUGUGAAAUGAAUUGGUGUUCUCAAUCCAGUUUCUCUAGAACUAACUGUUACCAUGCUUCAACUAUCUAAAUGGUAUUAAAAUGGAAUACUCUUAUACCCCUCACAGCAGGCGGGUAAGAACUGCAUCAGUGCAAAAGCUGAUGUAUUUCUUCACCCUAGAAAGGUGAUGUAUACAAUGAAGGUGGAAGUGUUCUGGAAGUUUUCAAAAUGUCUUCCUGAAACAUGGUUGUGAAUGUAUUAAAUCCAGCUUCUGCGCUCCAUUGGGCAGAUGUAAUGAAUAAUAAGCUGUCCCUUUGAAAAAUGUAGAUACACUUCAGAAAUUUAGAUUGGAUUCCCCCCCCCCCAACAUCUCUUUCGUUAGGUCACAAAAUUCAUUUUUCCUCACAGCUUUAUUUGAGGGUUCUUUAAAUCCAUGUUUCAGAAUCUGUACACUGGUAAAUUUCCUUCCUUCACUGACUUUCUCUGUAAUCUGGAACGGCGCUGAAGAGCUCAUAAUUAAGUCCAAGAUACAGAGCAGUGUAUUUGUCUCUCAAAAUAUUUUCUUACCAGGACAUAGUUGCUCACACUUAAGUAAAUACAGCAGUCAGUUUACAGAUACGCCUUUUUGUUCACAGUAAGCAUUUGAAGUGCAUUAACACAUUACAUGAAUUCAGGAGCUUUUAAUAAUCAACAGACAAGAAUGUGAGGAUCAUGGCAGAUUGUAACCACUUUUCUACUUUUUUUUUGGUUGGUCAUUUGUAAAUAGUUGGAAAGUACUUCAGUGCCUUUUGCAUUCUAAAAAAAGACCACAUAAUUUGAAUGAAGGUGUGUCUUGAAAAACUCCAUGGGGCAGUUCAGUUUCCCCUAUCAUUUGGCAGUCUUCGUUGCUUACAAACAUGCAAAGUGGUCAGAAACAGCAGCACAAUUUCAUAUAUACUAGUCUGAAUUUAUAACUGAGGUGACUUUGUGGUAACUUCCAUGCACCUCCUGUUGUGUGUGAGUUCUGAAGAGAGGUGUUCUAAAACUGCCCAUUCUCAGCCUUCUAGUUUUUUUUCUAACCAAGUAAACUACUUCAUAACACAGGUUAUGAAGUCAGGUUUUGAACUGGCACUUUUCAGGGCAAAAGGAAGGUUGUGGUUAAGUGAUUCUGUAAGAGGAAAGAAAAAUGUUCAAUUCCAGUCAUGGAAAGGUUAGGCCAUUAGCCUAAGUAACUCUUCAGUCGUCCACAAGGCAGAGCCUGGAUAUUGCUGGAAAACAGUUCAGAUUUGCUUGAGACACACAACUCUCUCAUUUUAGCAAAACGACCAGCUAAUUUGGUAUACCUGAUUCAGAUAUUAAGAAUUUACUUUGCUAUAUGCACCUUUAGAUUUCAUUUUAACAGCUUCAGGGUAUCUGAAUAUAUAUUAGUAAUUAAUUUUAACACAUUUGACAUCGGCCAUAGAAAUAUUUUUUUCCUAUCAGUUCCAAAGAUACAUAACAAAGGUAUUGGAGUAUUGAUCCAAAUAUGCACACCUUUUCCUAAGUAUGCAUUACUUUUAAAAUUCCUUGAACUUGGAAGUUCAGUUUUUGUAUUCACAAAGCAAAUAAGGAAUCGAUUAAUUCAGAUUCCAGCUUCAGCUUCAUUAAAAGCCACUCCUGUCUUGGCAAUAAUGUUACUUACCCUGUGGGGUGAAAGUUAAACAACCAAGUUAAACAACUGCAGCAUAGAGAGUUGUCGGUUUUCUACAUUCACACAAAUAAUCAGUGCAGUUCUGCAAUUCUUGUAAGGUUUGUCUGGAAAAUUACAAAUGGGAUGUCAGUUUCUAAAUUGAAUUUGAUAAAAUAAAAAGGGCAUUUCUCAUGUUGCUUGAGAGUUUAUACAAGAGAUCUAUACUGUUAAUGUUUGGAUUACCCAUGGGUAUCUCUUUCACCGUAUCUGCACAUGUUGGAGUAGAUAAAUAUAAGCCACUUUAAAUGUUUGGAUUACCCAUGGGUAUCUCUUUCACCGUAUCUGCACAUGUUGGAGUAGAUAAAUAUAAGCCACUUUAAAUGUGAUGGUGGUCACCAGUCGUGACUUGUGAAAAGACCCUUAAUCAGGGGUCCACAAAUGUUGUGUUGGCUUGUAUGGUGGUAAUCACCAAAACCCUUCCCAAAAUCUCCUGACAUGAACAGAAGGCUUGGGAAAGAAGCAAGGUCUUCUCCUAUUUUUGUAGGAUAUGGAGAAAGUAAGAAACAUUGGGAUUCUCCCCCAGUGCUUGGAAUGGAAUCCUGAUGUUUCUUACCUGCUUCAGAAGUGCAAUUGGGGUCUUAUCGGCGCACCAUGUGUCCUGCUCACCAGAGGACACUUGUCUGAGAAAGGUGGAUUUAUGGAUGACUGCCCUUAAUCAGUAUUCAUAAAGUUUAGGUAUUAGUUUUGUGUGGAAGCUUGCUGUUUGUGAUGGUAAGUUUCUGGAGGGAAUCAUUCCAAGGCACUGUAUUUUUUAAACAAGGUGUGCUUCACAUUUCAAGUUUUUAAAAGAAAAUCGUUGAGAUGUGGUAAUUCUUUUCUUGUUUUGUUUUUUUAAAGGCAUAUAUCCAGAGAUUAAAUCACAGUUGUUGUUUUCUAGCCUUUGACUUAUGAUGACCUCAGUUUAGUUUUCCUUAAUGUAGGUAGGCACACGGCUAGGAGUGUUAUCUCAGUCUAGAAAUUAGAGCAAACGCUCGUGUGCAUUAUUGUUCUCUAUGAAAAAGUGCCUAACCAAGUAUGCUGGUACUUAUGCACAUUUAAAAUCCUAUACUAAGGUAUUCUUGACUGAACGAGGCAUUGUCUGUCUAGGCCUGGGAUGGCUAAGGGGGGAAGGUUGACACUCUGUCUUCCCGAUAAUGUUUCAGGGGCAGAAAUCUAUUUUGCCACCCAAACAUACCCUGUCAGGCUGCAUAAUAAAGAUUAUGCCAUCUGGAAGGAAGCUCGUUACAAUUAUGGAGAGUGUGUGUUUGUGUGCUCAAGCAUAAUAAAGACAAAUAUAUGUAUGCUUAUGUAUAACAUACAUGCUGCAGACAAAUCCGAGACAGAUGUGGCGUUAAAGUAUGGUAUUUCUCUCAUUCUUGCAACUUUAAAAAAAACAUUUUUGCUUUCCUUAAGAGUGUACAUAUACUUGAUUUACCACCCCUUGAUUUUAAAAGGGAAGGGCUGACAGAUAAAAAAGACCAUGGAGCCUGCCAGCUGGCCAUCCCUUGUCUGGGCAGUAGAGCAUGGCAAGUCCAUCUGAGGCCAUUUGUGGUGCUGUCACCUUUCUGCAAUGCACCCACUCUCUGCUUGUGACACUUUUUGAACUGGCUUAUGCAGGUUGAUUUCUGAUAUAUGGGUCUCGUUUUUAGGUGCACUGACUAGCAGGAAUAGAAUAACGUUCUGACAUAUUUUUAGCGGCCUUGCACAUAAUUUAUAUCUUGGCAUUUGACAUUUUGAAUGGCAAAUAGAUGCAUUUAUUUUUGUUACUCUGUUCAACUGAUAGUUUUCCCUUCCGUUUUUUGUUUGUUUGUUACCCUGUGUAAAGGUCAGUUUUCCUGAACUCCAGGUGUAUAAUCAACAUAAAUAGUAAUGCUAGUAACAAUACUUUCCUUCCAUUCCCUGAUCUUCCUCUGCUGUUACUACUUUGGUUGUUUGUGUGUUUUAAGUUCCUUACAGUAUUGAUUGGUGUCCCAUACUGGGAAAUAAAUAUGCAGUUAUCUCCUCAAUUUAAGUCUUCCUCAAACUUUGACAUGCACUUUCUAGGUUGUUGCCUAGUUUGUACACAUUGAUUGUACAGGAACCUAGGCACUUAAAACAUUUUCAUUAGCUUGGGCUCUAAUUAUUUUCAGUGGACUAUAUAUUCAUGGAAGGGCAGUACGCUAUAGUUGAGCAUGCUCUAAAGGCAUUUCAUAGCAUAUUUAUGAAGUAUGAUAAUGAUGUACAGAAGACACUUAAUUCUUUUGAGAAACAUGAUGUAGGAUUUACAUAUUUAUCCCCUGCUUUAUUGACUUGAAGUCUAAUAGUAAUAAACCUUUCUGAUGAAGCCAAAAAACAUUUUUGUAAUAUCCUAAAUACAACACAAUAUUAUAUGUGUGUUUUUUAAAAGCAAACCAAGGUUGCAACUCACAGCCUGCUUACACAAGAAUACUUUUUUUGUAGACUUUGGGCACAAUCCACUAACAAAUACUUAGAAACUCGAUGGAGCAACCCCCGAAAUACUUAGAACAAAGGCUGCAAUUCUUACUUGGACAAGGGAGCAAGCAUCAUUAAAGAAUGUGGGACUUAGUUCUGAAUAAAUAUGAAGUGCUCUUUAAUUGGCUUUUAAGUUUCUGCCUACAGAAAUUAUUUCUCCUAAUAACUGUUUCAAAAUGUGUGUGAGUGUGAGAUUGUGUGUAUCUGAGAGAAAGAUUAAUAUUUAUUAAUGCAGUGCUUUUUUCUGUGUGUAUCCCGGGGUAUGCAUACCCCUAAACAUUUUGUGAAUCUAAGUUUGGCCUCAUGGGGGGGUAGUAUUUUAAUAUGAGUAGGAAAAUGAGAGUACCCCUAAACAUUUUUUAAGAUAAAAAAGCACUGUAUUAAUCUAUAUGAAUAUGUUCAUUUCAUUUAUGUGAAACUAUCUUAGUAAUAAACUUGGUUUAUGCUGAAUGUAGUGAUACUGAAAAAAACUAGCUACAAAGUCAAAUACACUGAAUUUUGAAAUGGAAGCUGUGGUUUUUUUAAGAUUAAAUAAAGCGGGCCUAUAAACUGUACUGAAAAUUGGACUGUACUUGCAUGAUGGACCACUCGCACUUUCUAAUAUAAAUGGAGGACUUUAAAGAUUUCAGAGCUCUUUGAACACACAGUUGGCAUAUAGGUUUGCACUUGGGGGGGGGACUUCUUACAUAGAGCCACACCAACAGGUGUGGGGUACCUGUAUUCCUCCAGAUGUUUCUGGACUACAACACACAACAGUACACUAGCUGGGGCUGAUGGGACCUGGAGUCCAGCAACAUCUGGAAGAGCCACAGGUUCCCCAUCCCCUGACCUAGAGGUGAGUCUUCUGUUCUCUCUUGUAGUAGAAGUGGUGUUGGCUGGUUGGCGUCAAAUAAAAAUGCGGAUACAAAUAAUGGAAAAGGGAGCAAACCUCAAAUGCUAUGGGCUUGAUUGCUUAAAUGCUUUUGUGUUGCAAUAUAGUUACUUCAGGCAGACAAAAGAGGACUAUUUUAUUAGCUUCCAAAACAAUGUGUAUAUAGAUUUGUUAAAUGCUCAAUAACCUUAGCUUUGCUUUAAAAAAAAAAGUAGUUAUAGGCAUAUUGUAUUUGCCUUGUAAAUUAGCAAAGGCUAUUUAUUAAGGAUUCUGACAACAGACCUAUUUAUUAAUGUGUACUGUUUUAAAAUAAAAAAAAUUUCUAGUUC